Messenger RNA from Pseudoliparis swirei, 2684 nucleotides. Its product is annotated as ATP-sensitive inward rectifier potassium channel 1-like. Bases 1191 to 2363 code for a protein of 390 amino acids. The record is from RefSeq and is a predicted model, not a curated record. The transcript has 3 exons. Gene Ontology annotation, molecular function: ATP-activated inward rectifier potassium channel activity. Gene Ontology annotation, cellular component: plasma membrane. NCBI's taxonomy places the organism in Eukaryota, Metazoa, Chordata, Actinopteri, Perciformes, Liparidae. Gene Ontology annotation, biological process: regulation of monoatomic ion transmembrane transport; potassium ion import across plasma membrane.
GCUGUUUACUGAUGGUUUUACCAUGCAGAGUUCCUCCUGCAACCCGAUUUAAAGAAAGUACAGAAGUCAAAUCUGAAUCCUGGGAGAGUAAUUUAUAAAUGAAAUUAGAUUUAUGGAGGAAGAGUUUUAUAGCGCGCAUGUUUUAAUGGUAAAUAUGAAGCUACGGUAGGACAGUUAGCUUAGCACAAAUGCAGGAAACAGACUUCUAUACAACCAGAAGAGUCGCCCCCUGGUGGUCAGGAGAGAGAAUGCAGCUUUAACACAUGAAGCAUAGACUUCUAUGCAACCAGAAGAGUCGCCCCCUGGUGGUCAGGAGAGAAUGCAGCUUUAACAUAUGAAGCAUAUACUUCUAUACAACCAGAGGAGUCGCCCCCUGGUGGUCAGGAGAGAGAAUGCAGCUUUAACACAUGAAGCAUAGACUUCUAUACAACCAGAGGAGUCGCCCCUGGUGGUCAGGAGAGAGAAUGCAGCUUUAACACAUGAAGCAUAUACUUCUAUACAACCAGAGGAGUCGCCCCCUGGUGGUCAGGAGAGGUUUCAGCUACUCACAUCAUUGGAGUCUUCUAACAGCUGUUUUCUUUAUAGCUGUGAGUCAGAACAAUAUGCAAAUAAACAUAUACAUGUUUUGGUUCACAUUUAUCAUUUUGGGGUGAGUCUUGAAAAGAGGCCUGAAGUGAGUGAAGUGAGUGAAGUGAAGUCCAGUGAAGUGACUCAGCGCUGAUGACUGAAGGACUUUCAUUGGGAAGGAAACAGCAACACUGAUCUGGUUUUUGUUUAUUUUUUAAUCUUCUCAGGGUGACUGGUUCUGGAGACGGCGGUGAAGAGGCCUCAACGUCUUCCUCCAUCUCCCUUCAUCGACAUGCAGCUCAUCCACUCAAUCACACAUCAGGGGGAUCUUCUGCAUGUACAAGACAUUUUGUCCCUGCAGCUCUUCAUUUUAAUGCAAAUGGCUGAAAACAAAAGCAGCAUGGGUGCUGCUCGGGCCCCGGAGGCCCCUUCAAUGGAUGCGUGUUCCUCUCGUCGCCGACCCGCCCGUGCUGACGGGAGUCGCCCUGAAGUGACGCCCGGUGGGAGCUCUCCGGCUGGCUCCUGGAGCCGGUGUACACGGCGGCAUGUGGCUGGGAUUAGGACAUUUCACUGUGGAUUAAAAUCGUUGCAACGAGUCCGGAUGCAAGGAGCACUCUGGGCCCAUGGUCUCCCCAAGCAGCUCCAGGAUGUUCCAGGUGCUCCAGGGUCACAUCCAGCCGGCUGGACACCGAAGCCGCAAAACCCGCCUGGUCAGCAAAGACGGCCGUUGCAACAUCGAGUUCGGCAACAUUGAAUACAGCAACCACGUGGCGUACCUCGUGGACUUCUGGACCACGUUCGUGGAGAUCCGCUGGCGCUUCGUCCUCCUCCUGUUCGUGGCGUCGUUCACGGGCAGCUGGUUCCUCUUCAGCCUGCUGUGGUACUGGAUCGCCAAGAGCAACGGGGAUCUGACGGGGCAGGACCGCGCCGCCGGACACGUCCGGUGCGUGGACAACGUGGACGGCCUCACCACGGCGUUCCUCUACUCCCUGGAGACCCAGACCACCAUCGGGUACGGCGGCCGGGCGCCGACGGGCCACUGCGCCGGCACCGUGGCUCUCCUCGUCGUCCAAUCGCUGAUCGGCGUCUUCAUCAACUGCUUCAUGUGCGGCGUCAUCCUGGCCAAGAUCUCCUUGCCCAAAAAUAGGGCGAAGACGGUGACCUUCAGCGACACGGCCGUCGUCUGCCUGAAGAAAGGACGUCUGUGUCUCCUGAUCCGAGUGGCGAACCUUCGGAAGACCUUGUUGAUCGGCAGCCAGAUCUACGGCAAGCUGCUGAGGACGACCACCACGCCGGACGGAGACACCGUCAUUCUGGACCAGGUGGACAUCGACUUCAUGGUCGACGCCGGAAAGGACAACUUGUUCUUUGUUUGCCCGAUGACCCUCUACCACGUGAUCGACCGGUCGAGUCCCUUCUACGAGCUGUCGGCGGACUCCCUUCCCCACCAGGACUUUGAGUUGGUGGUGUUUUUGGACGGCACGGCCGAGUCCACCAGCUCUUGCUGUCAGGUCCGGACCUCCUACGUCCCUCAGGAGAUCCAGUGGGGGUUCAGUUUCCUGCCCAUCAUCUCCCGCACCAAGACGGGGAAGUACCGCGUGGACUUCUCCAACUUUUCUAGAAGCGUCCGGGUCACCGCGCCACACUGCGCCCGAUGCUUCGAGACGGACGCCGACCAGAGAAACCACGACGGCCUCGACGGCGAGAACCACGACCAGCAGCAGAAGUCUGGGAUCGACAACUUUGGGUUUCAGGUGAUCGACAUUCACGACUGCAUGGACAUCACCAAGGUGUGAGACAGGUGGGAAGGACACUGUGAAGAUCCAUUUCCUGCUUCCCUCUCUGAGCCUCACUGUUCAGGCUCUCUAGACGACGGACAUCGGCUCCUCCAGUCAGUUUUUCAGAUAUUCGUCAGCACUUUUAUUUGUAUUUGCCUGUAAUAGCAGAAACAGUCAAAGUGUGGAUGAAAGUUAAGCUCUUUGGACUCUUCUAGGUAAUGUGUGGAAGAGAAGGGGGGGGGGGGGAGUUACUGGAGUUUUGUCAUUAGUCAAACUAAAACGCUCUGUACGAGGGAACUGAACCCAGCUGCUAAAUAAAUGAGAUUAUUUCAAUUGUGA